Molecule: messenger RNA, 3429 nt
Organism: Exophiala bonariae
Lineage: Eukaryota; Fungi; Ascomycota; Eurotiomycetes; Chaetothyriales; Herpotrichiellaceae
Exons: 6
Coding region: 1-3429 (1142 amino acids)
Biological process (GO): intracellular signal transduction; negative regulation of glycogen biosynthetic process; protein phosphorylation
Cellular component (GO): cytosol; cytoplasm; nucleus
Molecular function (GO): ATP binding; protein serine/threonine kinase activity
Source: RefSeq, a predicted model, not a curated record
AUGACACUAGACGCAGGAAAUGACUAUGGAGACAUCACCCCACCGUUAUCCCCUCUCCCCAUUGUUCCGGGAGGAACGAUGUCCGGAGAUCAACAGCUUCGCCUUCCCAAGAACAAGAGCACUGGGAAUCUGCUCUCGCCCAAGACCGACCUGGGUCAGAGAGCACGGUUCUCCUUCGAUGCUGGAUCCACUCAAGAACUGCAAAAUCUAAAGAGGGCAUCGCGCGCCGAGCACGAACAUGGGCUGGGAAGAUCUGGUCUUCGCCGAAUACGACGACCAGGUCCUUCACUGGUUCGUACCCCUACUCUAGUCCUCGAAGAGAGCGAAUGGGUGCCUCCUGCACUACAUCAUGCCAAAACAGCACCAAUAUCCGGCUCUUCUUCAAGAUCUGUCUCGGUCGGUUAUAUGACAAGCGGUCCUGCUUCCCCAGUCCUUGAGGAUCUGCAUCGAUUCCCAUCCGAGUCUCUCCACUCCUUCUCAUUUGCCAGGCAAUCCGAAGAGCUUUUGCACAGCAGACAAAACAUUCUAAAGAAAUCCGUAGACUUUGUACGCGAUCGUGCAUCUUGGGUAGCCAAUCCCGCCCUCGCCGAUGCUCAUGCACGAGUCAGUGGUAAUGUCGAAUUACAAGGCAUGAUGGAUUUGCUCAAAAAGGCCAACAUUAUUCCCAUUGAUACCGCGGCUGCCAGGGAUAGACAGAUCGGAGCUGGACCGGUCACAGGACCCGCUCAUCAUGAUGGCCGCAAUAUUUUCGAAACUAGUUUUAGUAAACAAUUGGAACAAGCACAAGAGACUGCGGCACAGGAACAUUCCGAUGGUCUCAGGGAGUCAAGGAAAUACUCGCUCGAUGAAGAGGAGACAUUUCGCGAUGUUGGUCUCCAAGUCCAAAUUCCGCCUACAAGAGCCAGUUCGAUGAGUGGUCCAAAAAGAGCUGGACUAAGAAGAACUUACACAGAUCUCAAUUCGGUAUCGCUGCAACAGAAACUGAUCGAUGCCCUUGCACAGCCUUAUUCCGCCGACGACCAUUCCGCCCCACAAAAUACCCUCGGAGCAGCAAUGCAUGGUGCAAGUACUCCGGGAGGAAGCUCCUCUGUGCACAGUCAUAGCAGUAAAUGGUCUCCUACACACCAGGCUGUCUUCCGUACUGAUGCUGAUGCUCCUUGGACAAUACUGGCUGCAAACGACUUGGCCUGUCUGAUUUUUGGAGUGACUCGUGCGGAAGUGCGCUCUCUCAGUAUUCUCGGCAUCAUACAAGAGGAACGAAGACACUGGUUGGAGUCGAGACUCGCGCGUCCAGAACCGAUUGUAGAAGAGAAAGUUCAUUCCCCGACCACGAGUAGUGCCAGCAGUGGUGGCCUCUCUUUGGUUGGAUCCAGAAGUGGUAUUACCGCACGACUACUCAGUAAAGCUCCAUCUCGAGCUAACAAAUCUUCAGUGAAAGCGCAGACAGACGAUGGCACCGGGGGUUACAAUCGCCCAUCUGCCAAAAACCACCCACCAACGAAAUCGAGAGGCGUCCUUCUCUGUGGAGAUAUUGUGCCCAUUCAGAGACGUGAUGGUAGCAAAGGCGCUGCCAGUUUUUGGGUCAUGGAGAAGCGUGGCGGUUUGAUAUGGGUGGUGGAAGAAAUACUGGAGGAUGUUGCUUACUUGAACUUUGAUUCUGAGGGUCAAGUCACAAGUGUGCAUGGGGGUGAGCUUGCAAUCUGGGGUCAGCAUAUCGCCGCUGGUACCCCAUUACAGUCACUCUUCCCCAGGUUUCCCAUGGACAAACUCGACACGUACAACAAACAGCAUUUGGGGUAUUUCGCCGCUCGGACAUGUGAGUAUGUCAAUGUUCCUACUGCCAUUGAGAAGUCUCCGACACAAAAUGAACUCCGGAUUUCCAGUCUGCCCCAUAUUGCAGGUGUCAUGGUCUUGGAUCCCGACAGUUUUAAGAUCAGCAGUUCCAACACCAUCUUUUCGGCUGCACUCUUCGGUUAUGAAAGACCCGAAGGGCUUUCAAUCAACACCCUCAUUCCUAAUUUUGAGGAUUUGUUGGCCAUCUUGACGGAAGAGGAGGAUAUCGAAUUGACGGACGGAAUUGUGAUACCUGAACACAGCUUUCGUCGCGGUCGUGCUUUGCUAGCUUUACGAGAAGGGAAAGAAAGUCCGGCAAGCAUUUUCCUUCGGCCGUGCGGUGUACCUGCAACACACAGAGAUGGCUCUGAUAUCAUGGUGGAUAUCCAGAUGAGAGUCAUCCGAAGUGAGACAGUGUUCCCUAUGGCAGAUCAAGCAAUCAUCGAAGAGAAGGAUGAACCUGUCGCGGAGACAAAUGUUGCUGUGGCCGAGCUUGUAUAUGCGCUUUGGAUCAUCUAUUCGAGAAAUAUCCACUCGAGUGGUCUUGGUGGUGUCGAACCUGAAAACGCGGCUUCGCUUCGACCAAUGUCCCCACCCAGUCAGCCUGAGCCACCCCAGGCAUUACCUUCACCUCCAGCAACAUCGAUUGGGGAGUUUGGGAAAUCUGCAGAAAGUUCGGAGUUGUCUCUUGCAUCCGACCAAGCAGACGAAACUGGAUCAGUUACCAUGGAGGAACCUUUAGACCACCCGCCACCCCAUACGGCAUACAUACCGCAUGAGAAAAAGACGAUCGAUGAUUUCACAAUUCUAGAAGAAAUGGGCUCAGGUGCAUAUGGCCAGGUGAAAUUGGUUCGGUAUCAGAAGGGCCAGUCUCGAAGAAUGGUUUUGAAAUAUGUAACCAAGAAGCGCAUUUUGGUCGAUACCUGGACUCGAGAUCGAAAGCUUGGCACUGUGCCGCUGGAAAUUCACGUCCUUGAUUACCUUCGACGAGACGGCAUGAGGCAUCCUAAUAUCGUGGAGAUGAUUGACUUCUUUGAGGAUGACGUCAACUACUAUAUCGAGAUGCUUCCUCAUGGAAUUCCAGGCAUGGAUCUGUUCGAUUAUAUUGAGUUGCGUACAAACAUGACCGAGGCUGAAAGCCAAAACAUAUUCCGACAAGUCGUCGAUGCCAUUCACCAUCUGCAUACCAAGGCCUUGGUGGUGCAUAGAGACAUCAAAGACGAGAAUGUUGUCCUGGAUGGCGAAGGUCGAAUCAAGUUAAUCGACUUUGGAAGUGCCGCUUACAUCAAAAAUGGUCCUUUUGAUGUCUUUGUUGGGACGAUAGAUUAUGCUGCUCCAGAAGUCCUGCAGGGUAAACCUUAUGGUGGUCAGGCUCAGGAUGUUUGGGCUCUCGGUAUUUUGUUGUAUACGAUCGCCUAUAAAGAGAAUCCGUUUUAUAAUUUAGAUGAGAUUCUCGAUCACCCUCUUCGAGUACCAUUCCUACCAUUCUCCGAGGAGUGCUUGGAUCUGAUCCGCAAGAUGCUAGACCGAGACGUUGAUAGACGCAUCUCAAUAGAAGACGUGUUGGUCGACGUUUGGUUAUGCGAGGAGAGCUGA